This is a messenger RNA of Rhincodon typus (whale shark), 2393 nucleotides long. RefSeq names its product ring finger protein 208 (gene rnf208). NCBI's taxonomy places the organism in Eukaryota, Metazoa, Chordata, Chondrichthyes, Orectolobiformes, Rhincodontidae. Gene Ontology annotation, biological process: protein ubiquitination. Gene Ontology annotation, molecular function: ubiquitin protein ligase activity. Bases 549 to 1286 code for a protein of 245 amino acids. The record is from RefSeq and is a predicted model, not a curated record. The transcript is spliced from 2 exons.
UGGCAACAGCAUCAUCCUCUGCUUUCUCAGCAUCGAUUGCAACACAGCUCAAACCCUUUGAAGGUUAGGCAGAUGAAUGAAAAAGACGAGCAGCUAGAGGUUGGUUUCAGUUGCAAAGGUAGCCUGUGUGGAGGUACUGCGGCCUGUAGUCCCUACACUGCUGAAUGAGAGAAAUGUGAGCUCGCUGCAGUACUGCAGUGCUGCUGCAGACAAUACUGCCAUCGGAGGUAAACAGAGGGCUCCGAGAGACAGACCGAGAGAGAGAGAGAGAGAGCAAGCUGCAGAGCAGCCACUGCCCUUACUGUCAAUACAGAUACAGACACUGUGCAGCUAGAAGGAGGACUGCUCAAUUGAAAACUGGAAGCACCAGAUUUACUACAAGUGCAGAUUGUGUUGCAGCCUGAAUUGACUGUAUGGAUAGUGAAGACUCCUGGUGCAAAGAGAGAAACCUGCAAAGGUGCAGAGAUGGUCAGACAGGGAAGGGAGUGCAGGCCCUACCUGUGAAGCAAGCUGCCUAAUCGCAGCUGGGACUCUCAGACCCCUAGCCCAUGGCGUGCCUGAAACAGCAGCAGGCUGCCAUCAAGAUGGAGGCAGUGAAGAUUGUGCCAGUGGAGAAGUUUGCAGAGUGCUCAAGCUCACAGGGCCGGUACGGGCCCUCACAGUGUGUCCGUGAACCGCCACUUGUGGGAAAGUGUGCCUGGCCCCUAGAGUCCGAGAUCAUCGCAAACCAGGCCUGCGCUGACGUCCCCACCCUGGAGAAAGCCCGGAGCCCUAGCGGGCUGGCCCGGACACCACCCCGCCGCGAAAAAUUUGUCCAGGGCCAUCGCAAGGCUAGUGCCGAACUGUGUUACCACCGGCAGACCCCAUCGGAUGAGGUCAUCGUUAAUCAGUACGUUCUUCACCAGUCAACCACUUCUGAACCCCUGGAAUGCCCCACCUGUGGCCAUGUGUACAAUGCCACCAACAAACGUCCACGAAUCCUCUCCUGUCUACACUCGGUGUGCGAGGAGUGCCUGCAGAUCCUCUACGAGUCCUGCCCCAAGUACAAGUUCAUCUCGUGCCCCACUUGCCGCCGGGAGACCGUGCUCUUCACCGACUAUGGCCUGGCGGCUCUGGCAAUCAACACCAGCAUCCUGGCCCGGCUGCCAGCUGAAGGCCUCACCACCAAUCCGGGCCAGUGGGGCAGUGAGGCUGACCGCAGCUGCUACCAGACCUUCCAGCAGUAUUGUGGGGCAGCCUGCAGCUGCCAGCUCCGAAACCCAUUGUCUUCCUGUGUCAUCAUGUAGAGGAAGAGAGAGAGAAGGCCCUUCCCCAUGUCACAGAGUAACAUUUGUGACCAAAAAAAGGAUUACUCCAAGACUGAACAACUUGCUGUUCUUUCUCAGCAACCUAUAUGGUAAAUUAUCUAUAACUGCAUUAUCUCAUCUGGGAGUUUCUGUGUUUUCUGUGAAAUCAAAGGUAUCAAAUUCAGGUUGAGUGGCAAGUAUUAUGCAGUCUUGAUAGUUUUGCCUGAGAGGCAGUGUUGCCAAGCAACCUGCACAUUCUUGACUACGACCUCGGAAUUGCUUCUUUUUCCACCCCAGUAUUAUACGACGCCUAAAACCAUUGCCAAAGCAGCAAGUGUUUUAAAGUGUUGCCCUCUCGAGGUUGGUAAAGCUUAAUGUGUUCUAGAUGCACACCACACUAUCCAGCAGCCUAUUGAGGCCCUCAUUCUUGGCCCUGCCCAGUGCCCUCAAUCUUUCACCAGAACACAGCAUCUGGCGAGAGCAUUUUUUUUAACCUGAAGUUUCGAUUUUGAUUGUUAGAUAAAUAGAGAAGGGUUUAGUAGCACUUAUUUUUAAUUGCAAACAUCCUCACCUAAGCCACAGACCUGCCCCAAACCUCCGUGACAUCAGAGGCAUGUUAGUAGCUUUUGUGCAGUGUCAACCCAGCCAAAAUCAGCACCAGGAGUGAUCGUCCUGGGCCAGCUGUCUCUGCACGUCAGCACUGUACAACCUCCCCCGAACCCAACCUCUAACCUCCCACCCUACACUCUCCCUCCUCUGACCUCUCACCUCCAAGCCACUGUGGUUCUGGAGGAAGCUGAGCUGAAAAGGGUUAUGACCAUAGGUUUCCACAUCGACCUGUCAGUCACAGUAAACAGUUAACAAAGGCUGCUCUCACCUGUGUGUCUGAGUGCAUUGGUUUUGCUUUCGUUCCUUGCCCCACCCACAAUCCCAGUCUUGGGUCCCAAGAAGCCGUUCACACAUUUAACACAACAGACGGAGAAAUACUCAUCUUUGGCUCCAAAUUAGGUGUAUAGAGCACCUAUGGCCAAAGCUAACAGUCAGUGCUGGAGAGCUCACCGAGAGCAGUGCUAGGAACACAAAGAAUGUUUCUUUAUUGAUUGUAUU